Xenopus tropicalis (tropical clawed frog) is the source of this 1849-nucleotide messenger RNA. It is a transcript of the gene snx5, whose product is annotated as sorting nexin 5. The record is from RefSeq and is a predicted model, not a curated record. The transcript is spliced from 14 exons. NCBI's taxonomy places the organism in Eukaryota, Metazoa, Chordata, Amphibia, Anura, Pipidae. Gene Ontology annotation, biological process: pinocytosis; intracellular protein transport. Bases 189 to 1385 code for a protein of 398 amino acids. Gene Ontology annotation, cellular component: early endosome; cytosol; endomembrane system. Gene Ontology annotation, molecular function: phosphatidylinositol binding.
UUGCAAGUACCGUUCCAGAAGUGCAGCUCCUAGCUGAGCCCCAGCAGCAUGGCUGCCCCAGGGAUUGAGGAGAGCGGCAGCAGUAAGGAAAAAAAAGUGUCUUCUGUGCUGUCGCCUUAAUUAGGGAAACAUUUAUGACAUGAUCUCUUGAAAGACAAAUGUCCAUGGAGUGAGUUAACCGCUCCGAAAUGCCUCUCCGCCAGCAACAAGAGGAGUUUCCGCUUAGAUCGGUGUCUGUGGAUCUAAACAGUGAUCCUUCUCUGCAGAUUGAUAUUCCAGAUGCACUCAGUGAGAGAGACAAAGUCAAGUUUACUGUGCAUACCAAGACCAAACUGCCCAAUUUUAAGAGCCCUGAUUUUUCUGUAACACGCCUACAUGAAGAUUUUAUCUGGCUACACGACUCUCUCAUUGAGACUGAAGACUAUGCAGGAUUGAUUAUUCCCCCAGCCCCAGCAAAACCUGAUUUUGAUGGGCCCCGAGAAAAAAUGCAGAAAUUGGGAGAGGGCGAAGGUUCCAUGACUAAGGAUGAAUUUUCCAAAAUGAAACAGGAGUUGGAAGCUGAGUAUUUGGCAGUAUUUAAGAAGACUGUGGCAGUGCAUGAAGUUUUCCUGCAGAGGAUAGCAUCGCACCCUAUUUUAUGCAAAGACACCAACUUCCACAUAUUCCUAGAAUAUGACCAAGAUUUAAGUGUAAGGAGGAAGAAUACAAAAGAAAUGUUUGGAGUCUUCUUUAAGAGCAUGGUAAAAAGUGCAGAUGAGGUUUUGUUUUCUGGAGUAAAGGAAGUUGACGAGUUCUUUGAUCAAGAAAAAACCUUCCUGGUAAACUACUACAACAGGAUCAAGGACUCGUGUGCAAAAGCUGACAGAAUGACAAGAACUCACAAAAAUGUCGCAGAUGAUUAUAUUCAUAUUUCGGCUGCCCUAACAUGUGUAGCUGAAGAGGAGAACACUCAAGUUAGAAAGUACUUGCUAAAGUUGGCCGAGUUGUUUGAAAAGCUUCGGAAAGUAGAAGCCAGAGUUGCAUCAGAUCAGGACCUAAAACUUUCAGAGCUUUUAAGAUACUACAUGCUUAACAUUGAAGCAGCAAAGGACCUCUUACACAGACGUACAAAAAGCCUGGGCGAUUUUCAGAAUUCCAAUAAAGCCCUUGACAAAGCUAGGCUGAAAAGCAAAGAUGUGAAACCAGCAGAGCAGCAUCAGCACGAGUGUUGCCAGAAGUUUGAAAAGCUCUCGGAGUCUGCAAAACAAGAGUUGGUUGGCUUCAACCGGAGAAGAGUAGCUGCUUUUCGCAAAAACCUUGUCGAAAUGACAGAACUAGAGAUCAAACAUGCAAAGAACAACGUCUCCCUGUUACAAAGCUGCAUUGACCUGUUUAGGAACAGUUAAAGUUCUGCCUGAGCUCUUCGAAAGUACGUGAUCCAUAAGCACCAAUUGCACUGCAGAUGCCCAUCCUCCAGACCAACCAAGUGGCAUCUUUACAUCUCAUCUGUCAUUUCUUUCUGCUGGAGCAAAUAAUGAAACAUGCUUCUUUGUUUAAAAUAUUUUUAAUAUAUUAAGUCUCUUAAAAUAAAAUGUAAAUGUUAAAAAUGAAGGCAGGCCAUUACUCAAUAUUACUCCCAGCAUCCUGAUCCAGUGGCAGAAUGUUGGGGAGUUAUAAUUGUGCAAAAACUGGAAUGAGGCUGAUAAUCAAGUCCUAUACUAUAGAAAAUUUUGUUCAGUAUGUCUGUGGGCAGGUAUUUUAACUCUAAGGGCUACAUUUAAUGUCUUCCUACACAGAGAUGUACAAUAUAUAAGCAGUUUUUCAGUGAAAGCUUUUUUCAUCUAAAUAAAUUGGCUUCUAUGUUAAAGUA